Oncorhynchus gorbuscha (pink salmon) is the source of this 2168-nucleotide messenger RNA. Its product is annotated as E3 ubiquitin-protein ligase MARCHF6-like. NCBI's taxonomy places the organism in Eukaryota, Metazoa, Chordata, Actinopteri, Salmoniformes, Salmonidae. Gene Ontology annotation, cellular component: endoplasmic reticulum membrane. The transcript is spliced from 10 exons. Bases 751 to 2028 code for a protein of 425 amino acids. The record is from RefSeq and is a predicted model, not a curated record.
UGGAGUCUUCUCUUUACAGAAAUAGCCAAUUGUUUUCUAAACUGGUUUUCCGUGAUUGUAUUUUUAAAUAUUACGAUAUGCCUGGCUGGGUCUCUCUGCUUUUCACUGACUGUCAAAACUCAUCACACAUCUUUUUGGUAUUUAUCACACGCUCUGCCUAAAUUGCAGGCCCUUCCGACUGGGCUAUGUGAUUUUAAAACAAUCUACAUAUUAUACAAGUUAAUGAUAUUCUGUGGCCAAAACAUGCUGUUUGGUGUAGUAGGCUAUUUUGAAUUUAAAAAUAUAUACAAAAAUCUGUAUAGACAGGAAUAAGCUAAUUAGGCAAUUUUAACAAAAUCUACUUUAAGGAAAGCUUCCCCGAGCCUUAUGGAUACACCACCUAUAUAUUCUAACACCUUCUAUUGGCUCAUCGGAACUCGGUAAGAAUGCCGCACGCCGUUGCAUCCGACUGGCAUGUUCUGUGAAGAUGAAUUACCAUAAACUAAAUGUGAUUUCUGUCAUUCUGAGAACCGUGGGUGGACGCCCAAAUCAGGCUACUCAAACAAUGCACAUGGCUCCUGUAUAUUUCCUAAUUGUCCAGUAAAUAAUAAUGCUGCCUCCGCACGUUCACCCUGUCUGUGCUCCGUCCAACUACAGACAGAUUUGUUGGUAAAAAGUAGUCACAUACAGCUAUGGUUCUACUUUGAUUGUGUGCUGAUCAUUAAGGUGUAUGUCCUCUCCUAGGUGGUGUUUGGCUCGAUCGUUCUCCUGAUGUUGUGGCUGCCCAUCAGGAUGAUCAAGCUCCUCCUCCCUGCCUUCCUGCCCUACAACGUCAUGCUUUACAGUGAUGCUCCAGUCAGUGAGCUGUCUCUGGAGCUGUUGUUACUGCAGGUGGUUCUGCCAGCUCUCCUGGAACAAGGUCACACACGCCAGUGGCUGAAAGGUCUGGUCAGGGCCUGGACUGUCAGCGCUGGAUACCUGCUAGACCUCCACUCUUACUUGCUCGGAGAACAGGAAGACGAUGCUAACCAGCCUGUCAACAACAACAACCAUGCUCCCGGUCACCAAAACAACAACAACGCUAACCCCGCCCCUGCUGUGGGGGAGGGGCUUCAUGCAGCCCAUCAGGCCAUACUACAGCAGGGAGGACCUAUAGGUUUCCAACCCUACCAUCGGCCCCUACGCUUCCCUUUCAGGAUCGUCUUGCUGAUCGGGUUCAUGUGUAUCACCCUGCUGGUUUCCAGUCUGGUGUGUCUGACGUUACCAGUGUUUGCGGGCCGUUGGCUGAUGUCAUUCUGGACGGGCAGCUCGAAGAUCCAUGAGCUGUAUACAGCAGCGUGUGGUCUGUACGUGUGCUGGCUGUCCAUCCGCGGUGCCACCGUGCUGUUGGCCUGGAUGCCCCAGGGACCCACCAUCAUCAUGGUCAAAGUCCAGGAGUGGAGCCUCAUGAUUCUGAAGACCCUGGUCGUAGCGUUGCUGGUGGCUGGUGUUAUCCCUCUACUGCUGGGCCUGCUGUUUGAGCUGGUCAUCGUUGCUCCCCUACGCGUUCCUCUGGACCAAACGCCUCUCUUCUACCCCUGGCAGGACUGGGCUCUGGGGGUGCUCCAUGCCAAAAUCAUCGCUGCCAUCACCCUCAUGGGUCCACAGUGGUGGCUGAAGACGGUCAUAGAACAGGUGUAUGCUAACGGCAUCAGGAACAUCGACCUCCAUUUCAUCAUCUGUAAGCUGGCUGCCCCUGUCAUCUCGGUGCUGCUGCUGUCCCUGUGUGUCCCCUACGUCAUAGCAGCCGGGGUCGUACCUGCCGUAGGUCUGUCAGGUCUGUCAGGUGUGACUCCAGAGAUGCAGAUUCUGAUUCAGAGGAGGAUCUACCCGUUCCUCCUGAUGGUGGUGUCCAUCAUUGGCAUCCUCUCCUUCCAGAUACGACAGUUCAAACGUCUCUACGAACACAUCAAGAACGACAAGUACCUGGUUGGCCAGCGGCUUGUCAACUAUGAACGCAAGGCUAGGGGAACCAGCUCUGUCCCACCCCCUAACUCUAUCCCAGAGUAGUCAAGUUUGCUUUUGGAAACCACCCAUCUCGUGUCCUCCCUCCCCCUCUCUCCCACCCUCCCCCUUUCCACCCCUCCUCUCUCUCUCCCCCUCCCUCCCUCUCUCUCUCCCUCCUCUCUCUCUCUCCACCCCUCCCUCUC